AUGGCCGCCGGGAGACCAGAGAAGAAGGAGAAGAAGGAGAAGAAGCGCAGCGAUGAUGCUGGCGUGAGCAAGGUCAAGAAGGACAAGAAGGAUAAGAAGGACAAGAAGGACAAGUUGGCGGCUGCACUCGAGGACCAGCUGCAAGAGGAUGCCGCCGCGGACAGCGGCGUCAAGGCGGUUCUAGACGACGUCGACUCGGAUAUGGAGGAGGCUUCCAAGGAGGAGCUGCCUCUGGAACGCACCGUCGUCUCCUUCGCGGUCCCCGUGGCGGACGAGAAGGGCAUGAAGAAGGUGUACAAGACGAUUCGGAAAGGUGGGCCCCCCUCAGUCCAUUCGAGUCUCUGCCGUGCGGAGCAGCAGAACAUGCGUAUGCUAACGACAUUUCCAGCGGCCAAGAACGGCACUCUCAAGCGCGGCGUGAAGGAGGUGGUUAAAACGCUUCGCAAGAUCAAGGAUGCCGCUCCUGGCACUUUCCCGGGCGUCGUCGUCAUCGCCGGUGACAUCUCGCCGCACGACGUCAUCUCGCACAUCCCCGUGCUGUGCGAGGACUUCCAUGUACCAUUCAUUUUUGUCACAUCGCGGGCAGAACUGGGCGCAUCAGCGAAGACGAAGCGCCCGACCAGCGUCGUCAUGAUCAUGGAGAAGCAGGAGGGCAAGAAGAAGGCGGCGGCGAAGGCGUCUGACAAGGACGGCGAGGAUGAGGGCGACUUUGCCGAGAGCUACACCUCACUCGUCAAGUACAUGCAGAAGGAGUACACAAAGCAGGCGUUCUGGGCCAAGGGCGAGUCGACGGCAUGA
Molecule: messenger RNA, 798 nt
Organism: Drechmeria coniospora
Lineage: Eukaryota; Fungi; Ascomycota; Sordariomycetes; Hypocreales; Ophiocordycipitaceae
Product: H/ACA ribonucleoprotein complex subunit
Exons: 1
Coding region: 1-798 (265 amino acids)
Biological process (GO): rRNA pseudouridine synthesis; snRNA pseudouridine synthesis; ribosome biogenesis
Cellular component (GO): box H/ACA snoRNP complex
Molecular function (GO): box H/ACA snoRNA binding
Source: RefSeq, a predicted model, not a curated record